AUGAUGUCAAGAAAUUUAAGCAGGAGAGUGACUCUGAGUCAGAGUCCUGAUAUCAAUGAUGAUAAGCCAACAAUCUUUCAUACACAUGGUGGUGGAAACAAGAAGAGGGUGGUCGGAAUUUGGAGUUUUAGACUACCCAAAAGCUCAGGAUUCUCAGCGGUGAGAUUUCUUAAGAGCGUUGGGGCAGAAGUGGCGAGAGCCUUGCGUACUUUAUCCUCUAGAAGAAGGUCUUCACGUCGAGUUUCUUCCUCUAGUUUGGCAAGGUCACGAUCAUAUGCAGAACCACUUGAUUCUCAUCGAGCUGAAGCUAUGGUGGAUUGCAUCGAGUUCUUAAAUUCUUCUUCCACCUUGCAGAGAUCAAACUCGGUUUCCACAAGUUCUUGCUAG
Molecule: messenger RNA, 387 nt
Organism: Ilex paraguariensis (yerba mate)
Lineage: Eukaryota; Viridiplantae; Streptophyta; Magnoliopsida; Aquifoliales; Aquifoliaceae
Source: the annotation of a GenBank genome assembly